Molecule: messenger RNA, 6143 nt
Organism: Carassius gibelio (silver crucian carp)
Lineage: Eukaryota; Metazoa; Chordata; Actinopteri; Cypriniformes; Cyprinidae
Exons: 3
Coding region: 721-2871 (716 amino acids)
Source: RefSeq, a predicted model, not a curated record
AUGCAGUAUAGGCCACCUAAUAUAAAUGUAAUAUCAUUUCAUUUAAUUAUUUAAUUUUUUACUGUAAAACAAUGUAUUUCUAUGUCUUUUUAAUGAAAUGUUACAUUUGAUCGAGAUGGAUAUUGUAUAUUUUGUUACAGGCAAGCAUCAGUUGAAAAGAAAAGGGCAUCAGUGAAAGAUAGGCUUGCAAAGCAUAGGGAAAAAAUAUACAGUAAUCCAGUGUUACUUGAGGAGUACAGAAGAAAGGAGAGAGAAAGGUCAGGGGACAGGGCGAUAAUAGGGAGCAUAUAUAACUUGGAUUAUUUGUUUUAACCAACACUUGCACUCAUUCCCACACAGACACAUGUAUGCGCACAGAAACAUAAGUACACACACACAAAAACACACAGUUGCUGACAUGCAAAUGUGAAGGCUGACAUAAUUGUACAGUAUACACUAUAUUGUAGAUACACACACUCUCUUUCACACACAUCACACACAGACGUGUGUAUGCGUGCUUACACUCACACACGCAUGCGCACACACACACACACACACACACACACACACACACACCUACCAUUCUUAAAUGAAAUAGUCCAAAGUUUGUAUUUAUGUCAGUGCUUACUGCAUUUCACCUUUCAUUAUUUUUUUCUUUUUCAGGUAUCGGAAACGUAAAGAAAAUGGUAAAAUUAAGACUACUCAGGACCUCACAAGUAGACAGCAUGAGAGAAAAAAAAAAUGUGGAAGAAAAAUUCGGCAAAAUAUUACAGAAAAAAAAAGCAAGAGCAAGCACUUCUAGAUCUAACCCCAACAUCUUCAUUAAGUGAGACAGAAAAUUCCUUUGGAAAUGAAGAAAAUAACAGACAGGAACUAGACACAAAUAAUGAAAGUCUGAACAGAACACCAGCAAAAGAAAGUUUAGACCUGAAAGGGCCAAUUGAGGCAUCCACCCCCCAGAGAACACGGCCAGUCAUUAAAAAAAGAGAGCGGGCAUCAAGGACUGUGGCCAAAUUAAGAGCAAAACUAAAGUAUGUUGAAGAGAAACUUAGGGCAAAGAAAACACAACUGCUUACACUAAACAGAAAAAUUAGAAGGCUGGCGGCUAAUAGAACAAAAAGUGCAAUGUUACAAGCAAAUAUUUCACAGAGGGUCAGUAUCAGAGAGGCUAAAAAGGGACUGAUGAUCAAUAGCAGGCGCAAACAACUUGACAAGGUUGUGAGCAUGUUCCUAUAUCGGGAUGAUGUCUCAACUAUCAUAAAUGGCAAGUCUGGAGAGAUUUGUCGCAAGGGACAAAUUUAUAGAAAAAGAGCACUCACAGACACCUUGGCAAAACUCCAUCAACGCUUCCUUGUUGAACAUCCUGAGCAAACAGUGUCCAAAGCUCAGUUCUUUAGAUUGAGGCCAUUUUGGAUUAUUAGGCCUAAAGUUAAAGACAGAGAGACGUGUGCAUGUAAAAUGCACGAGAACAUUGGCUUUAAAUUAAAAAGAAUGCAACAACUAGGUAUCAUUGAAACAUCAAGCCCAGAGGAUCUUGUGCAGUCCAGUGUGUGUGACACUGGCAACAUGUCCUGCAUGUACGGCAGAUGUCAAAAAUGCAUUGAAAAGACCUUUCCCACAUCCUUAGAUCCUCUCACUCAGGGGAACACUGUCAUCUGGCAAGAGUGGGUCACAAGGUCUGUCACUGUAACAAAGACCCUCAAGGAUGGAUCUACAGAGGAAAGGCAGACAAAGAAAACGGUCCUCGAAAAACGUACCUCAUCCAUUGAGCGGUUGCUGGCCCUAACAACAGAACACCUUCCAGGUUUUGCCAUUCACAUGUUUAAUGUCAAGAACCAAUAUUUGUCAUUGAACGCAAUGAAAGAUACCCUGACAGAUGAUGCUGUUGCUGUGCAUGUAGAUUACAGCGAAAAUUACAGCUGCAAAUAUGCCAAAGAAAUCAAGGACACCCAUUUUGGAACUGGGAAUGAUCAGGUAACCCUCCACACCGGGGUACUCUAUCUCAGUAGGGGCAGAGUGGAAGCCUUUGCAUCCCUCUCAUCAUCUCUACAGCACGAUGCAGUGUCAACCUGGGCUCAUCUUGACCCAGUGCUGAGAUACAUACUAGGAAAGUAUCCUGAAGUCCACAACCUACAUUUCAUUUCAGAUGGCCCAACUUCCCAGUAUAGAAACAAAACAUCUUUCUAUCUAGCCUCCACUGUGCCCUUUAUGCAUGGAUUUGAAUGGGUGACCUGGAACUAUACUGAGGCAUCACAUGGCAAAGGUGCACCAGAUGGAGUUGGUGGGGCCUUGAAGAAUCUUGCGGAUAGAAUUGUUUCUUAUGGGACCAGUAUUCCUGAUGCAGACUCUCUGUAUGAGCAGCUGAAGAACAAUUCAUCAGUGACUCUGUACAAAGUAUCAGAGGAGAAAAUAAAGGCCAGCCACGAAUUGGUGCCCCCCAACCUGAAAGCAGUUCCUGGAACACUGAAAAUACACCAACUGACAUCCACAAAACCAGGAGUCAUAAAUACACGGGAGGUGUCAUGCUUUUGUGGAAAAAAUUGCCAGUGCUUUUCUACAAAUUGCCACAUGUUCUCUGAGGAAAGAGAUGAGGACCCUGACAGAACAGAGGCCACCAUAGAGGUUGGACAGUGGGUCCUGGUUGAAUACGAUGGUGACUUGUUCCCUGGUGCAGUCACACAGAUUGCUGAAGGGCAGUAUGAAGUCGACACCAUGAAUUGUGCAGGGGAGAACCGCUUCUAUGUACCAAGCAUCAGAUUUCCAGGAGAAAGGGUCUGGUACUAUCGUCAGGACAUACGGGACAUAAUCCCAGAACCACUUCCUGUCACCUCCUCUGCUAGACAUUUCUGCAUUUUACCUGACAUAUGGGCAAAACACAAGAAAUGCUCAUGAAUGAGUUACAGUUGAGGGAAAACGUUAUUGGUACAGAGCAGUCGUUCCAGUUGUUUGUUUUAGUUGUUUGACCAACUCAUAAAUCGAGUUGCUGCUAUUCAAGUUCUUCACAUUAAAUUAUUUUCAGAAAAAGGUUGUGUGGUUCAAUGUCAGGACCAAAGUGUUUUAGCUAAACUAAAUUCUUUUUACAAGAGCACAUGAUGCUUUUACAUUUAAAUGUUUCUCAGGACCACAUGAUGAUAUGUUACAUUGAAAAAGUUCUCAUCACAUGGUUGUAUGUUUAACUAGAAUGAUAAAAUGUAUACUAAUGGUUGUAUAAUUGUUAGUACUAUAGUGUAGGCUACAUGACAUGAUUCUUAAGAAGAGCAUAAGAUUGUAACUUGUUAACACAAGUCAUGGUACUGUGAUGAUUACGAUAAAUGAGAAAAUGAAACACUCUUUAUGAAAUAAAUGUUCUUUUAACAAUUGUAUGAGUUUUAAAUAUGUAAUAUAGGGUUAGGCAUCAAACCCCUUUGUCAACAGUGAAUUUGUGAGCUAAAUAUCAUUUCCGAAACAUUGAUCCUCAUUACCGAAAUGUCAUUUUCAUUACCGCAACAUGUAUAUUUUUUACAAAUUAAGCAAUAAUUAGAUAAUCAUAUUUUGUUUUAAAAUGUAUAUACAUAUUAUACAACACUGCUUAUUUAAAGUCUGCUACAUGACAAAUGUGUAUGGUAUCUUUUAGUAAAACAAUUAAAUAAAAGAAAUUGUAAAUCAUCACGCAUGUUUCGGUAAUGAGAAAAUAAGGAAAUUACAAAAAAUAAUAAAUAUGAAAAAGUAAUCUCUCCAGAGUUUUACAUAGCUUUGAGCAUGAGUAAUAAGGGUCUACUUUAACAUUAGCCAAAAAUAAAAAAAAUUAACCAUAUAUUUAAUGUAAUGUCAUGUUGCGGUAAUGAUAAUUUUUUAUGGACUUCAUCUAAAAAAUGUAAAAAUUAUAUAGGAAAUAUUUUUUUAAAUCUUCUAAAAAUAAUGGUUAUAGUAAGUUCAGACCUCAAUCUUAUAUGUGCAAAAAGAAAAUUGGCUUCAAGGGCAUUUUAAAAAUUCUGAUGCUAGACACCUGCUAUAUCUGGAUUUCAUGAGAAUCACCCAUAUGGAUGGAUGUUGGAUGUGUGGAUGUGUGGAUGUUGGAUGGAUAUUGAUAUAUUCUUAUUUAUUUUAAUACAUUUAUUUAUUUUAGGGCCUGAACACUGAAAGUGUGUGGGGCAUAUGUUAAAUAUUUCAAAGGAUUUUUCAUUUCUUUAAAUAUCUCUGUAUCAUUAUUUCAAAAUUUGAGGCUUCACUGGAAAGAACAACUUGUGUUAACAUGACAUUAUGGAUGCAGUCCAAUCAAACAUAAUUUCAAUGCCUAUAUAAGAAAAACUGUUGGGUUUACAUAAAAGUUCAGGCUGAUGUUGUUCAAACAUUGAGUGCAGAUUGUACAGACCUAGACAUUAAAUUAAUAAUUUGUUUUAAUCAUUUCAUAAAAAUUUUAUUGACUGACAACUGUGUGGCAUAAACUUUGUCAUUACAAUAAAAUUGGUCAUUUCAGUUUUGUCAUAAAACUGUCUUUGAAACCGUAUGUCUUGUAAUCUGUAAAGGCAGUGUAACAGAAAUGAGUCGAACCAGACAAAUUAAAGAGUCUAUCAAAGCUGUAUGCAUUGAAACACGAGAGCUGAAUUCCUCAGGAAGUCGUAAAUCACUUCGAGUGCCACAAGAACCAAACAAGAUGACCAACUUGUUCACACAACAGCUUUGAACAUUAACACCACUAGAGCAAUUAUUUACAAUUUCAAUUCGAAGAAGAGAAAUUUGGUGUCAAAUUUGUUGUUCGUAAUUGAAAUGCAACGCUGGACAUCACAUGGAAACCCAUGAGUUAUACACUUACAUUGACUUCCCCCCCACCUAGCAGAACCAGACUGAAAUUCCUAAAGUGGGGGAAGGGCUUUAAACCUCUAUCUUCACAGAAAAGUCCUUUGCCAGAGAAUGCCAAAGAAACUUCUUUUGUACAUGUAUAUGGACCAGAGUGAACUCAAAAAGACUUAUAAAUGAAUCAGUCCAUCGCAUCACUCUAUAUUCAUUUAUGUGUAACCCACACAUUUGAUUAUCAUGUUAUAAUCACUUAUUGUGUAUGCUUUUUUUAAAUAACUAUGGUAUAGCUGAAGGUAGUCGUGUUUGAUAUGUGUGUGAUUAUAUUUUCUUGCUUGAUAUUGUCCUGACAAUCAUUUAUUUGUAAAAUAUAUCAUAAUCUGGUAAUAGGAAUCAUGUCCGAAAAUUAGACCCUGCAAAUUCGGACCACAUGCUUGGUAAGAUAAACAAAUGAUUUACGAUACCCCCGAGCCAAGACAAUAUCUGAUUGGUCAAGACAAUAUUUGAGGCAUGGCCAACAGGCCUCUUUAAAUACUUUGGACACCAUGAAAUUUUGGCUUUUUAGUUCCAGCCUUGUUUGUGCUAUCAGUCAUGCCUUGCUUUUAGUCUGUUUUUAGUCAGCUUUUUAGUCUGCUAUUAGCCAUGUCUGUUUCUAGUCUCUAGCUAUGCUUCUGCUAGCUUGUAGCUCCUAGCCAUGCUGUGUAGUCAUCACUGCUCUUUGAGCGCUGUUCCAGCGUGCUUGAGCCUGCACGCCUGCUACUUAGUCACAAUGAGAAGGAACACAACCUAGUCUCGUCAAACUUUAUUUCUUUUCUUUUCCGUUUGAGAGUUUCGUGUUCUGAGUUAAGUUUUGUAACGUCGACCUCGUCUGCGCGUUUCAACUCCAACCAGCCACACAGGACUCUGCACUUUCAGCCAACGCCCAACAACCACGGGCUCCCCAAGACGUCACUUCAGCCACUACUGAACUUCCAGCCAAUCAGCGACACCGGGAUACCCCUUUCAACGGGAGUCCCUUUCACAGGAAACGAAGGCAACGUAUCCCCAGAUAAUUGUUGUGCUGGUGUAUCUAAUAUAAUUUUAGUCACAUUGAGGAACUCAAUGCGAGGGUUAAUUAAGUGAUUGAUGGUUGUUCAUGUCUAUGCAAUUUAACGUAUUGCUGUUAACUUGGGAUUCCAUAUUUCUAUUCUCUUACACUCAUCUUUCCCUAACUUUCGAUCUUCCUGCAACUUGUGUGAAUGUGUGUGUGCGUGCGUUUAUGUGUUAGAUUAGUUUAUAUGUCUUAGAUUUAUCUAAUAAAACCUUAUUCAUAUUGAAAAGAGAAGUAUCUUGUGUUUUGUGCUUACAAGUUAAUGUCUUAAACUGCCGAUCUUGUUACUGUGCUAAUUGAU